CCUUCUCAACAACAAUCUCACAUGGAUUUUCUAUGGAGAGUUUUCUUCUCAAUCAUCCACAUUUUAAUCUUGCCGUACUAACAACUCCGGACUGCACCCACGGCGCAAACUUGCUAUCUAAUCUCGUUAGGAAGUCCGAUGGCCUUUAAUGCAUCACGAGCAGCGUUAUUGGCGGCGGACGGCUCUUCUGUGCCGAGAGGGGCAGCUUGAACCAAUGAUGCUCAUGCAUUUCAAUACAAUGGGCACAAAGUCUGAGGACCAUAAGGUGGAUCGCCGGGUCUAACCUUUUUAUUUCCAAGUGUAGAAAUAUCGUGCAUGUCCUUCGACGGUAAGUGGGAUCUCCAUCUUUGGCCAACAGUUGCUCUUGCUGUUGUUUUUUCCAUAGUACUUGCUAUGUUACACUUCUCGUUGUUAUGGCUCAAGACCUUUCUUACCUUGGAGAUGCAGAGAAGGCAGAAGAGAUAGGAGCUAGUGUUCAAGGCGCUGUUUUUGAGGAACCAGCAAAGCCACAUUCAGAACCACUCCAGGAAGCCAACACAACUCAUGGACAGCAAGAAGAAACUCAAGUUGUUCAAGAUGAGGCCCAGGAUCUUGAGGCGUUGGCAGCCGUCACCACUGGACCUGUCUACUCGGCAUUCAGUAAUUUUAAGAAGAAAUACAUUGUUGUAAUGGUUACAUGGGCAGCUUUUAUUUCACCUACAUCAGCCAAUAUCUAUUUCCCAGCUUUGAACCCUUUGCGAAAGGAUCUCAAUGUAUCGACCACACUCAUCAACUUGACUCUUACCUCCUACAUGAUCUUCCAAGGAUUGGCGCCGACAGUGUUCGGAGACUUAGCAGAUAUGGCAGGCAGACGACCGGCUUAUAUCAUUGCGUUCAUUAUAUAUAUGGGUGCCAACAUUGGUCUGGCGUUGCAAAACAGCUAUGCAGCACUCUUCAUUCUUCGAUGUCUGCAAAGUACUGGGAGCAGUGGUGCAAUUGCUCUGGGCUACGGUGUCGUCGCAGAUGUAUCGACAAGUUCUGAAAGAGGAACAUAUAUGGGCAUCGUUGGAGCUGGGACGAUGAUGGGUCCAGCAUUGGGCCCAGUUAUUGGUGGUAUCCUCGCUCAGUUCCUGGGAUGGCGGUCUAUUUUCUGGUUUCUGGUCAUCUUCACUGGCUGCUUCUUGGUACCGUACAUCCUCACUGUCCCUGAAAGCGGUCGAAAUGUAGUAGGCAACGGCUCUAUUCCACCGCAAGGUUGGAACAUGACUGUGCUCGAAUGGUGGCAACACCGCAAGGAAGAGAAGUCUGGGGAGCUCUCUCGAACCGAAAUAGCCGAAGGUCGUCGUCUUGCUCAAGCAGAGCUUGCUAAGGGUCGCAAGCUUCGCUGGCCUAACCCACUUAAGACAGUCUACAUCAUUAUGGAAAAAGACGUCGCUAUGGUCUUGUUCUACAACUCUCUCAUUUAUACCGCCUUCUAUGACAUCAUGGCCUCGAUCCCAUCACUGUUCCAAGAAAUAUACCAUUUCAACGACCUGCAAAUCGGUCUUUGCUACAUCCCUUUCGGCUGCGGUUGUGCCGUCGCUUCAUUCGUCAAUGGCAGACUACUAGACCGCAAUUACAAGAAAGUUGCAAGACAGAUCGGCUUCACCAUCGACCGCAAACGAGGCGACGACCUCCGCCACUUCCCUAUCGAAAGAGCGAGGCUGGAAAUCAUCUGGCCGCUUCUCUACACAGGCCUAGCCUGCAUUCUCUGCUACGGCUGGGCUCUUGAGAAGAACGCUAAUCUCGCCGCACCUCUGAUCCUCCAAUUUUUCAUUGGUCUUUGCGUCAAUGGCUCCUUCAAUAUACUUAGUACCCUCGUCGUCGACCUUUAUCCUCAGAGCCCGUCGACUGCUACGGCAGCGAAUAAUUUGGUGAGAUGUUUUGUUGGUGCGGGUGGUACGGGAAUCAUUAAUAUUAUGAUUGAUAGAAUGGGGAGAGGCUGGUGUUUUACAUUCAUCAGUCUUGUUUGUGCGCUUGCUAGUCCGAUGUUACUUGCUGAGUUGAAGUGCGGAAUGAAGUGGAGGGAGGAAAGGAGGGUGAGGAUGGAUAAGAAGAAAGAAGAGAAGAAAGAGAGGGAGGCGGCGAGGGAGUCGAGUUUCAGUUCUGUUGAGAGUGCGGGGACGGAGGAGGAGGUUGAGACGCCAUUAGGGGAGGAGAAGAAGGAUGAAAAGUCGUAAAGAGGCAACGGGGUCCUGAAAGCAUAGAGAAUGUUAGAACUUGAAUCAACAAUAGUCUAAAGCGCCAAUUAGCAGAC
Mollisia scopiformis is the source of this 2275-nucleotide messenger RNA. Its product is annotated as MFS general substrate transporter. Bases 414 to 2198 code for a protein of 594 amino acids. The transcript has a single exon. Gene Ontology annotation, biological process: transmembrane transport. Gene Ontology annotation, molecular function: transmembrane transporter activity. NCBI's taxonomy places the organism in Eukaryota, Fungi, Ascomycota, Leotiomycetes, Helotiales, Mollisiaceae. The record is from RefSeq and is a predicted model, not a curated record.